Messenger RNA from Papilio polytes (common Mormon), 3940 nucleotides. RefSeq names its product hypoxia-inducible factor 1-alpha-like (gene BmMET2). Gene Ontology annotation, molecular function: RNA polymerase II cis-regulatory region sequence-specific DNA binding; protein dimerization activity; DNA-binding transcription factor activity, RNA polymerase II-specific. The transcript is spliced from 10 exons. Lineage: Eukaryota; Metazoa; Arthropoda; Insecta; Lepidoptera; Papilionidae. Gene Ontology annotation, biological process: regulation of transcription by RNA polymerase II. The record is from RefSeq and is a predicted model, not a curated record. Gene Ontology annotation, cellular component: nucleus; aryl hydrocarbon receptor complex; transcription regulator complex. Bases 19 to 3384 code for a protein of 1121 amino acids.
UCAACAAGUGCGCACAUUAUGGAAUGGCCGUGGGACAAAUGGCCACUAGCGCCUGAAGACACGUGUUCGAGUUCCUGUGAAGAGCAUAAACAGCGACCGGCGCCAAAACCGCCCGAUCCAGGCGGACCUGCGCACGCGCAGCCUUAUCCAAAUCAAAGUUUACCCUACCCGUUUUACUCACCGACCGCGAUGGACCCUCCGCCACCCCCCGACAACUUUCCAACCCUUAAAGGGGAAACGCCAAGGGAGUUAAGAAACAAAGCUGAGAAGCAGCGACGUGACAAAUUAACCAAAUCCAUAAAUGAACUAAGCAAAAUCGUGCCACCUGUGCUUGCUAUGAACCGCAAGGUUGACAAGACAAGCGUCCUCAGACUUACAGCACACUACUUGAGAUCACAUCAGUAUGUGUUUGGCGACUCUAUAAAUUCACCGAAUCAGUUCGGGGAAUCAUCGAUUGAAGCUUUGAUGUCUUUUCUGAACGGAUUCAUAAUAACUACAACGUAUAAAGGCUUGGUUGUGGUUGUUUCUCCAAACAUCCAGAAAUAUAUUGGAUAUACUGAGUUGGACCUAAUCGGUCAUAAUAUUAUAAAUAUCAUCCAUGAAGAGGAUCAACAAAUGAUGUUGAACCAGUUAAUGCCAAAAAGCUUCCUCGUGGGGUCUAAUGACGAAAUACUUUUUCCCGAUGACAUGGAGUCUAAAGAAAAAGUCGCAGAAGCCCUCGCAAAUGAACGGAGAAGUUUUAAUGUCAGGUUCAAAAAGAAUGGUCAACGCUCCCAGCCACACAAAUACGUCAACUGUCAUAUUCAAGGAUCGUUCAGGAAAUCAGACAGAGCGAGUAUGAACAACAGUCGCCAUAAUCAAAUAUUGAGACGUCUUAGAUCAAGAUGCCCGAACUGGUCUACGAGCGGAAACGAUGCGGUGUUUGUCGGCCUUGUGCAACCUACGUAUGAAACAUUUGAAACAGAGAGUAAACUAGAUUCAUGCCUUAUGGAGUAUCGCACGCGGCAUUCUAUAGACGGCGAGAUCAUAAGCUGCGAUUCUAGAAUAUCCAUCGCUACAGGCUAUAUGGCAAACGAAGUCAAAGGAGUCAACGCAAUGAACUUCAUGCAUCGGGAUGACGUCCGAUGGGUUAUAGUAGCGUUGAGAGAAAUGUACGACCAGCAUCGUUUGUCGGGGGAAUCUUGUUAUCGUUUGAUGACAAAAUGUGGAAAAUUCGUUUACAUGCGUACCAAAGGCUAUUUAGAAGUCGACAAGGAUACUGGGGCGGUAACGAGUUUCGUUUGCAUCAAUAGAGUGGUUGACAAAGUGGAAGGCAAGCAACUUAACAUGGAAAUGAAGAAGAAAUAUAAUAUGUUGGUGAACAAUAGCGAUGAAACACCACCGGAGGAUGAUGAUGAUGACGAUGAUGAUCCAGAGGUUUACGGCUCCCAAGGCCUACCUGUUGAAGAUCCUCGACAAUUGCAGAAAGUUAUCCUACAUUUAGUAACCAACUUACCGUCUCCCAGUCCUGAUACAACUCAAUCAAACUCUCCAUUCCAAGAAGAGCGAUCACCGUAUCGACUUUCUAUAAUACCUCCUAAAAAAGAGAGAAUUUUUCAUGCUAUUGAUAAAAUAUAUAAUGUUAUUGAAUGUUUUAAGUAUAGUUCUGAGUAUUUAAGAUAUAAAAAACUAAAAAUGUCUAAACGUCCACCAAAAAAAGAAAAAUCCGGUCCUGAUAAACCUAAAAAACCUAAAAAAUCACAUUCAGAUUCCACAUCCCGAACAUCAAAUAAUGAACAACCUAAACCAGAUACCUCCACUUCUCAAAAUAUAGAACCACUUAUACCGGAUACUCCCACUUCCCAUAACAUAGAACCAUUCGGCUUUUAUCCUGACCUAAUUCCUGGGACGACAACUGAAAUAUCGCCUCAAGCUGGACCAUCAAGCUUACAGAGGCCUAUCGAUCCUCUUCUACUACGACGACUUUAUGAUAACGAAUCGGAUUACAAAACUGAGAAUCAUGCGCAAGUUUCGAAUACUAUGAAAGAUAGUAUCAAAACUUACGCGCUUAUGAUUCCAGCAAUUGUAAGCCGUAAGUUUUGUAACAGUCCUAGUGAAUUUUUAGAAGAGCAUCGUUACAUCCAACCAUUGAGUCCGACGCCAAACGUUGAUACAAAUAGACAGUCUACAGAUACCAGCACUCUUCUGCAAUCACACGAAGCGCCAUCAGCGAGAAAUAUGGAGGAGUCAAAUAGUUCGGCUCCUAGAGAUCCGGGCAGUGGUAGCACAUCAGAUACAUCGGCGCUUCCUAGCAGUAAUAGAGAUAAUGACUAUCGUACAACGAGUGAUGUUCGUCCAAACAUUCCACCUACGUAUUAUCCAGAUUAUGGGUACCCACAAAAUUGUCCAGAAGAAAUUCAGCCGCCUCCUUCGAGAACACCUGUAUUACCUUCACCUAUACAACCUCCACCUAUGCAACCUCCACCUAUGCAACCUCCACCUAUGCAACCUCCACCUAUGCAACCUCCACCUAUGCAACCUCCACCUAUGCAACCUCAACCUCUACAACCUCUAUCUAUGCAACCUACACCUGUACAAAAUUAUUACAUACCUUCAGAUGUACCAUAUUUACGUAUACCUGCCUCACAUGUCCAAAAUUAUUCUACCUCCCCUUUCCCUGUGCCGAAUUAUCCUAUACCACCAUCACCUUAUCCGAAUUAUGGUGUACCUUCAUUUACACCGAAUUAUCCUAUACCACAUUCACAUAUACCACAUAUCCAAUAUCCAGUCGAUCCCUUUUGGCAACAGGCUUUCCCAACUUAUAUGGGACGCUUUUAUCAAACAGAACCCUGUACUGAAGAACCCGUUGGAAGUUCGUGUGAACAGAAUUAUACCACUGAAACCAUAUCAUUUCCGAGUACCAGUCAAUACCUUGACAGUAUCGAUACUUCGAAAUACUUUCAAGAUAUAAAUAUACCGCAACCCGCGAACACAACGCAAGAAGAAUUAAUGGAAUGCUUAGGAGAUCUUGAUCUAGCUAAUGACGAAUCACUUGACGAUGCCUUCUUAGAUGACUUGAUUCGAAAUCACAUAUCUCAACAUAUAUCCCCUGAUGACUCUACAUUGGAGCAACAAGGUCAACCUUUGUCAGUAUCGGAAGAUCAUUUGAUUCUAUACAUUGGUAUGGAAUUAGUAUUACCAGAAGUACCGGAGAACCCAGGUGAUGAAUUACCUUCGACUUCGAACCGAAAUUUUGGAAAUCCACGCGCUAAUCCCGGAGUACAACCUAAUACCGAAACACCACAAAGAGGUCAAACUAAUCCUGACGAUCUUGGGUACUUUUUCAAAGUAAUAGAUCAGAUAAUAUCACAAUAUAACUCAUCAAGUGAUAAAGAUAAAAAAUAAUUCUUUUUACGACCACCUCAUCAUUGAAGAUCAAGAGAGAUGGUUGUCAUCUUGGUUAUUAACAUGAAAGUCGAAUAAUUUUCUGAUUUGAUCUUAGAUACUUGAUUUUUAUAUUUUUCAUUGAUGUCAUUAUUUCAACUGUUUGUAUCCCAUAGAACAUCAUUGUACGUGUACUCAAAUGAGACAUUUAAAUAGACCUAAUGAAUAUUUUAGAAAUUAAACGUAAAUUUUAAAUUGAGCAUUACUAGUUCCCUAAAUUUAUUGUAUAAUGAAAGCUUGUUUAAAAAAGUACAAUGAAAUAUAUUUAAAAGGAGCCCGUACUAGGCCACCCUGUUCUGACAUCAAUGUUUAAAUGUAAUUUCAAUGAUUUCUCAAUCACUAUUAAUGAAAUGAAAUAUUUUGCUCAUUCUUAAAGCAUUUAGUAACAGUCAAUAUUUGCGUAUUUUGUAUCAUAGCCAUAAACUUAGCCGUUAGCCGUAAGAUAAGACUGGUACGAUCUUCAAUUGUUUUGUAAUUUUUUAAGUUAAUUUAACCAGAAUAUUUGUAACUUUUUUUG